This is a messenger RNA of Prorocentrum cordatum, 1484 nucleotides long. The record is from the annotation of a GenBank genome assembly. NCBI's taxonomy places the organism in Eukaryota, Dinophyceae, Prorocentrales, Prorocentraceae.
AGCCGUUACGGCUCAAGGGAGGAGCCCUCUGCCCGAGAUAGCCGCACCCGACCUCCCGACCUCCCGCGAAGGGCGGCUCGUCAGAGCUUCGGCUCAUCUGCGGCGGGGGCCGCCGCGGCGGGCAGCCAGCGCGAUGCGGGGGCGGCAGGCGGGGCCCAGGGGCCGCGGCGCGGCCCUGCUGCCGCUGUGCGGCGCUGCCGCGGCCGUGCUGCUGUUCCUCGCGCAGGGGCCCAUGGGCUGGGUCGGCUGCUCCCAGCAGCACCCUGGCCGGCGCGGGGGCGGCGGCCGCUGCGGCCCGGUGGCCCGGGGCGCGGUGGAGGUGCACGAGAUCCGGUCGAGGAUCAAAGAGGACCAGGGCAAGUCCUGGAUAGAGCUGAACAUUGGGCAGAUGGGCCACACCGCCAACAUCACGUGGGCGCGGCAUCUGGAAGGAGCACGGCGCGACCGACUCGUGGAUGUCAGUCAACGUCGGCGGCGCCUCGGCGAAGUACACUCACCGCGUCGCCGGGGGCGAGGACUGGGACACCACGGCCUACACGUGGGACGUGAACAAAACAAUUCCCGCCUCGCACCAUCGCCAAAGAGAUCCUGGUCAGCGGCAGGCUCCAGACCGAAGAAAAGGCCAGGCCGAACGGCCAGAUCACGACCUCCUGGAGCGCCGCGCUCGCGCCCAUCGGCGUCGCGGCCGCGGACCUGCCGGCUGCGCUGGAGCCGGUCCUCGGGCGCCACAGCCCGGAGCACUGGCAGGCCUUCAAGGCGCUGUGGGCCCACUACGUCUGAGGCGAGCGGUGUGCCGGCGGCGUGCCCGCCAAGCAGUGGCGGAGCGUCCUGGCUCGCCUAGAGAGCCCUACCAAGCAAUGUCCUGAGAACCUUUUGUGGUUUCCACGACAUGUUCUUAGAACGUUUCGCGGUGAGACUAUCGGGAUGCCGGGACGGUCGGUCCCUGCUCAAGCCCGGGCUCUCGAAGAGAAGAGCUGCUGCAUGCACGCGAGCUCUCGGAGGUUUGCGCGGGUUUCUUUAAGGGAACGAGCAAUGACAUGAACAUGGUAACUCGGAGGUCCGCCUGGAUUUCUCGGAUCGGCGCUGGGGCCCCCUGGGUGCGCCUCCGGCGCCGCCCCUGGCGCGUUCCGCGCGCCAGGGAGGGGGGUCCUGCGCGGAUCCAAGAAAUCCGCGCAGACCUUUUGUUUGAUGUUUAUGUAUGUUUUCGCUCCCCCAUUGUUCUCAUUGGGAAUGUUGAGACUCGAGUGCGCCGUUUCUCCGGUUUGCCGACGCUCUUUGACGAGCGCGUCCUGGACUCCGUCCUGGACUUUGACCGUCCAGAGUUCGUGGGGUGUCUUUGCAGGGGUGCGCCUGAGCGUUUAUGUUCCAGGGCAGCUCGACCGAGUUCCUCACCCAUGCCCUGCUCGUCCUGGCGCUUAUAGGAGCAGCCAGGGAGCACCAUCGUGGCUCGCGUGAUCGGUGGCGCAAAUGGCCCGUCAACAAAA